Messenger RNA from Cryptotermes secundus, 2814 nucleotides. Its product is annotated as ionotropic receptor 75a-like. The coding region runs from base 37 to 1920 and encodes 627 amino acids. The record is from RefSeq and is a predicted model, not a curated record. Gene Ontology annotation, cellular component: membrane. Lineage: Eukaryota; Metazoa; Arthropoda; Insecta; Blattodea; Kalotermitidae. Gene Ontology annotation, molecular function: ligand-gated monoatomic ion channel activity. The transcript is spliced from 10 exons.
UACACCACACAGCAGUUUCAGUGCUGCAUCUGCCUGAUGUUUGUUCUAAUGCAAUUUUGUGCAGCAACAAGGCACUUAUGUAUAAUAGUGCAGCUGGUGUUGGUAUUCCACUUGAAUAGGUCUCAUGCUGCAGCUAUUAAUGACAGUAUAGCUACCAUUACUUCGUUCAUGAUCCAGAACCAUGCUCGGUCUUCAGUUGUUUUCACCUGUUGGAAGAAAGCAGAUAUCCUACAUCUGAAUGCAGCUUGCUCUGCUAAGGGCCUAUGUACACAGAUUCAUAUGCCAGACUCUGAUAUAGACAUGACUUUGUUGCUGCAGACCAGCUUUUGUCCAUUAGCUGUGAUCGUUGAUGUGCAGUGUGAAUGGAGCAGCCAGCUGCUGCAAACGGCAUCUAGUCAGAAGCUGUUCAGCAGACUGCGCUACUGGUUGCUCCUGUCACCAGAAGAGCUGCCACACUCAGUUCUGGAACCAUUAUAUUUGCCCCUAGACAGCCAUGUGACUGUGGCUUACAGAGUGCCUGGAGUAAACCAGACAGUUCUUCAGGAUCUGUAUCAUGUUGGAGUCGGCCGGUCUCUGACUGUCACCCCUCCUCGCUACUGGAACCCAGAACUACAGCUUCCUGCAGGACCCAAGCGAACCGACUAUGGAGAGAUCACUAUUCCAACUGUUACUGUGCUGGCAGAAGGCACAUGGAGAAAUUUCCUGGACUUGCAGUACAGACAUAUCAACUCAGACAGCAAGGUGCAUUUUGUGCUUAUGAGUCACAUUGCUACAAUGCUGAAUUUUAGAAUGGAACUUUGCCUCACAGACACUUGGGGCUAUCCCAUAAAUGGAUCAGAAUGUUUCAAUGGUGCAGUAGGAUUGCUACAGUGUGGUAACUGUGAGAUUGGUGCCACUGGGCUUCUUUUUAAAACAGAACGGUUGCCUGCUAUUGAUUAUGCUGGAGAAACAAUCCUCUUCAGGGGAGCCUUCAUGUUCCUGAAGCCUUCACUGUCCAGUGUGUCAGUGAUAUAUGAGUUGCCAUUCAGCACUUCAGUGUGGAUUACUUAUACCAUAACUGUGGCCAUACUGACAGCUGUGUUGGUGUUGACACGACGAAUAUAUCAGCAUGUAAAUCCAUCUUCAUCGGACUACUCUGUUGGGUGGGGCGAUAGCAUUAUGGACUCCUUGGCUAUUGUUUGCCAGCAAGAUGCUUUGCACAGCCCAAAGAACAUCUCAUCUAGAAUCGUUUUCAUCUUCAUGCUGAUCCUCGCUGUGUUUUUUAUUACAUCCUAUUCUGCAACUAUUGUAUCACUCUUGCAAACUUCAAGUGAUGCAAUCAACACACUACAGGAUCUCAUGAAGAGUCGUCUGAAACUCAGCAUGAUUGAUAUUUUUGUAAAUGAAACAACAGAUCCUGAAGUGACGAGGGUAUUUAAAGAGAAGUUAUACACUCAACCGUUUCGAGAAGCAUUUACUUCUGAAACUGUUGGAAUGGAGAAAAUACGAAGAGGAUUAUAUGCUUUCCAUGGACUUGCAGGAGCAUAUAAAUUUAUCAGCGAUACAUACAAAGAUCAUGAGAAAUGCAGAUUUAAAGAGAUACGAAUGUUUUCAUCUCUGCAUCUCUCAUUUACUGCAAGGAAGGGCUCACCUUACAUUCCACAUAUUAAGGAAAGGACUUGCUGGUUGCGAGAGGUUGGUCUGAUUGAUCGUGAAGGCAAACGUUGGUUCUACCAUAAACCUAAGUGUGAGACAGCAGGACAAAACUUCGUCAGUGUAGGCAUUCAGGAAUUUUACCCUGCACUUGUGGUACUGGCAUAUGGUAUUAUUGGUUCUGUUGGGGUUUUAGUAAUGGAGGUACUAUUCUCCAAGAGGAAACAAAUAAAUUGUGCUUUAGAUUCUACCAGCGAUGUCACAGUCAUUCACAGGGCUGGGGAAUAAGCAGCUAGACCACUGUGGUGUGUAAAGGUUUGAAGCUUUCAUCGCAAGUACAUAAAUACAAUGAAGCUUUCUUGGGCAAUAAUUUAGUACUGUAUCCCCUAGUAAAUUUUCAUUUGAUAUUCAUGAAAUUUAUGAAAAUAUUUCAUCACAAAAGUUAUUGUUUACAUCAUAAUUUUUCUUGGGGCACGAACAUUUAUAAUAAUAAUAUUAUACCAUUAACACAUUUGGGACCAAAAUAUUGAAGCUCCCCUGUAAAGUUAAACAUAUGUGGCACAAAAUUUAAAGUAAUAUUGAAGGAAAAUCUGUAACUCACACCUUGUACUGUUUUCAAGAAUUUAAUUAUAAGUGAUUAACAGAUGAUAAUCAUGUGUCUGAUUUUAAACAGUGUGUAUAUGUGAAGAUUCUUAUGUUGGAUAGUGAACUAAAUGUGUGGGACUUAUAUAUAUUCUAAUUGAUUUAGUAGUUUAUUUCACUAAUAAGACAUAAUGAGCAUGGUGUAAUUGUACCUGUUGCAAAGUGUGUUGCAUAAUAAGAAAUGAUUAAUAAUGUAAUAAUAUAUGUGAUUAUGGCUAUGGCAAUUUAUUUUCUUCUUGGUAUAUAUUCUGUAACAGUAUUGCAUUUGUAAUUUUUUUAAUGUAUCCUGACUGGGUUUAUAUCCUCCCUACUGGGAUCUAUAGAAUAUGUUUAUGUGUAUAUUUCAUUUCAUUUCAUUUCAUUUUAUUUUCCAUAUAUAUCCAUACAGGUUAACAAACCAGGACGUGGAAGUGGUCCUUUUGAAUACAGAUACAUCAACAUGCAUAUACAAAAUUGCACGAGUCAAUCAAACAAAGUCACUUACAUCAAUCUAUAAAUAUAAAUAAUAUUAUAAGAUAAAAGAAUUGAAUAAGAUUUCAG